CAAAACACCAUUACGCAUUAUCCUCGAUCCAUAUCUAGUGGUCGUGGAGUGUCACGUCGUUCUGUUACUAGCACUUACUUCAGCUCAUCAGGCCAAGCAGCGUUUGUAGUCUAGACCAUUUGUUUUAGUUUGCUCCAUGGUGUUGUGUCACCCGCUGACCGUUAUAAACUGGUCGGCUUUUCUACUUUUACGUCUAUGAUCAGGAUGAUCGAGUAGAGUUCGGAAGCGAUUUGUUGGAAAUAAAAAUUGAGUGAAUGUGUUCAUCAGCUUGGUUGUUGAAAUUGAAUUCUACGCUGUGUUGAGAAUUUGCCAUGGCUACAAAGAAGGGUAACAUAAUGCAGGUGGCCGGCAAUGCAUCUACGAUGAAUUUGAACUCAAUGGUGUUGACCAAUAUUCAAGGCUCGCAGUACUUCAAACAUGACUUGUUUGCGCUGAAAACUUAUCAUGAGGUGGUGGACGAAAUUUACUACAAGGUGUCACACUUGGAGCCGUGGGAGAGAGGCAGUCGCAAAACAGCUUCCCAAGUGGGCAUGUGUGGCGGGGUGCGAGGAGUUGGUGCUGGUGGCGUGGUGUCUUCAGCAUUCUGUCUGCUCUUCAAGCUGUAUACUCUGAAGCUGACACGGAAGCAAAUCAAUGGUCUUUUAACACACGCCGACUCGCCUUACAUCCGUGCACUGGGAUUUCUAUAUCUCCGGUUCACACAGCCGCCUAACGAGUUGUGGGAGUGGUUUGAGCCCUAUGUGAAUGACACUGAGGAAAUUGACCCGAAGGCUGGUGGUGGCAGGAUCACAACUAUGGGUGCCCUUUGUCGCAAGAUGCUGGUCAACCUAGAUUGGUAUGACACUCUCCUGCCACGCAUACCCAUCAAGAUCUCGAAGGAGAUCGAUGCUGAGGUUCGAUCGCUUCCUCCUGCUCCGGAGCCAGGUGAUGGUGGUAAUUUUGAGCAAGACGACGAUGCUGAAGAGGCGGCAGCACCUGAAGACAAUGAAAGUGAGAAGGCUGGAAGCACUCGUGGCUCUCGACAAUCAUCGCCACACCGCACCGAAUCCCGGAGAGACCGGGAUUACGACAGUCGAGGAAAAGACUACUCUCGUCACUCAGAGAGAGAUAGAGACCGCGACUAUGAACGAUCCCGUGAUAGAGACUAUGAGCGUGACCGGAAUCGAGACAGAGACCGUGAGAGGGACAGGGACCGUGACAGAGAUAGAGAUAGGGACCGAGACAGAGAUCGUGACAGGGAUCGUGAUCGGUACCAUGACCGUGACCGAGGACGAGAGCGAGAUUAUGAUCGCCGUGACAGAGAUAGGGAGUAUGAUAGGCGAGAUCGCGACCGGGACUAUGAUCGCCGUGACCGAGAUGCAGAUGCGGACAGCAGCAAACAUCGCAGCAGAGAUCGUGAAGAUCGGGACCGAUCUCGUGACAAGCGUGACCAUUGACGUCUUUCUGCUGUUGCAGUAUCGCACUCCCAACCUGCUACUAAUGCCUACUUGAGUGAAGUGCUGCAUUAUGGCGUGUAUGUGACUAUGUGUAUUUGUCUGUGUCUGUGUGAAUCUGCCAUUGUACAUAGUGCUUUUUCGUUGCUGAUUCUCAAUUGCUGCGCAUGUGAAUCGCCCUGCGUGUCUGAAUCAUGAAAUAUACAAAAAAUAGGUCCUAAUCUGAUUUGUUGCCCUCGGUCCUCAUAUAAUUAUAUGUAUAUUAUACAUAGUGCGCUGUAUUCUUCUACGUAGUCUGUCAAUAUUUUUUGGACAUCAUUCUCAUCUGUAGUGUGCGCUUCUGCCUUCAUCUCUCCUAGAUCAACGUGGAUUUUGCCAAGAUCCGAUUGCUUAGGUGGGUUUUUACUUCUGCUGUUUCUGUUCAUGUGUUCUUCUCUGUCAAAUGUAUCACUGUUCAUGCAGCUGUGUUGGUGGACAAGCAUAGUUCAUAGAGAGGAUUUGUCUUCAUCGCCUGUCUUCAUCGCCUGCUGAUCACUUGUCUCUGUGUA
Messenger RNA from Sycon ciliatum, 1981 nucleotides. Its product is annotated as pre-mRNA-splicing factor 38B-like. The record is from RefSeq and is a predicted model, not a curated record. The transcript has 5 exons. Lineage: Eukaryota; Metazoa; Porifera; Calcarea; Leucosolenida; Sycettidae. Gene Ontology annotation, cellular component: precatalytic spliceosome. The coding region runs from base 312 to 1436 and encodes 374 amino acids.